Molecule: messenger RNA, 741 nt
Organism: Rhodamnia argentea
Lineage: Eukaryota; Viridiplantae; Streptophyta; Magnoliopsida; Myrtales; Myrtaceae
Exons: 1
Coding region: 232-681 (149 amino acids)
Source: RefSeq, a predicted model, not a curated record
GGUCCAUUUAAAAUAUGGUAUUGGAAAGGAGCAAGCUAUUACCUUCUUUUUAAUCACAAUGUGGACAAAUCUUAGUAACAUGAGCUGUCUCCUAGACAGACUCCCACAAACAAGCUCACUCCUAUAUAAAGUGUAGGCAUGUGGAUUCUAACAAGGGAUUUAGACAUUAAUAACUUAGCAAUUAGCCCUACAUCUUUGAAUCUUCUUGUCCCCUAGAGUGCACGCUUAAACAUGUUCAACAGUGAGCAGGAAGGUUUCUAUGCUCCCUCCACCAUGUUGGGCCCUAGGAUUUCAUUUUCCCAUGAUUUUGCAGACACCCAACAACAACAACCCAUCAGGCAAGAAGCUAGAAGCUAUAAGGAAGCACCGGUCUCUGCGGAUUUCGAGUUCUCGGUGAACAACGACUCCAUGAUACCUGCCGAUGAGAUCUUCUCCAAGGGCAAGUUGCUACCUCUGAAGAGCAAUGGGACCAACCCGCUGAGGAAGAUGACGCUUCGGGAUGAGUUGCUCGUGGAUGACGACGACUUGCCGAGGUUGACAAGUAGUCCGGGACGGUGGAGAGAGAGGUGGGGCUUGAAGAGGAGUCACUUUGCAUCCAAGAAAGGGGAUAGGAGUGAGAGCUCCCUAGAGAAAGUGGUGGAGGACAAGGCUUCCAUCUUUGCCUUGACAAGCAAGAAGUAGCGACAGGUAAUGUUUCGGAGUGUUCCCUAAAAAAUUGAUCUCGAAAAAGUGUUUUCAGGA